AUGAACGCGCCAGUGAGAAAGCUGAGGCUGCCGCCUCUGGAGUCCGUCUGGAGCUGGCCCCGGUAUGUCAGUCCGCAUCUAGCCGACCUCGAGGAGGAGUGCUUGGAAUGGAGUGCCAGCUUCGGGGCCUUCGACCCCGAGACACAAAGGUUAAUUCACGACUACGGCAAGCUCAAAUACGUACGAUCCGGAUGCGACCUCAUGCACCUCUUCUUCAUGUUCGACGAGUACUCAGACCAGUCCACCCCCGAAGAGGUCUGGCACCAGGCGAGUAUUCAAAUGGAUGCUCUGUGUUAUCCACAUAAGCCCCGUCCCAAGGGCGAAUGGAUCGGUGGCGAGAUCGCACGACAGUUCUGGCUCCGUCUGCCAAAGACAGCCACCAAGACAUUCAAGCGCCGCUUCCUGGAGACGUGGAUCGACUACGUCGAGUCCGUCGCCCAGCAGGCCGAGCACCGAUCCGAGUCCCGCAUCCUCGAUCUCGACAGCUACUUCCCCCUGCGCCGCCACACCUCGGGCGCGCCCUCCACAAUCGCCUUUUGGGAGCUGGACAUGGACAUCCCAGAUCACAUCCGGGAACACCCAAUCCUCCGCAUGCUGGAGACGCUCGCCGUGGAUUUGAUUGUCAUUGGCAAUGAUCUGCUCUCGUACAACAAGGAACAGGCCGUCGGAGACGACGAGCACAACAUUGUGACCAUAAUCAUGGCGCAGUUCCAGGUGGGCGUCCAGGACGCCAUCGACAAGGCCGGCGAGCUGAGCCGCGAGAAGAUGGAGAAGUUCAACGCCCUGUACAGCCUGCUCCCGCGCUGGGUCGGGCCCGUAGAUCUCGACGUCCAGAGGCUGGUGGACGGGAUGGCGCAGUGCGUGAGUGGCGUCCUGCACUGGAGCUACGAGAGCCAGCGCUACUUUGGGAGCCGCGGCAUGGUGGUCAAGAGGACACGCACGCUGCGCUUGUUGCCAAAGGCAAAGAAUGCAAAGAUUGCGACCAUGAGUUUGUAG
Molecule: messenger RNA, 996 nt
Organism: Chaetomium globosum CBS 148.51
Lineage: Eukaryota; Fungi; Ascomycota; Sordariomycetes; Sordariales; Chaetomiaceae
Exons: 4
Coding region: 1-996 (331 amino acids)
Source: RefSeq, a predicted model, not a curated record